Messenger RNA from Sphenostylis stenocarpa, 1269 nucleotides. The record is from the annotation of a GenBank genome assembly. Lineage: Eukaryota; Viridiplantae; Streptophyta; Magnoliopsida; Fabales; Fabaceae.
AUGCAACAGAGGCUGAAGUUGCAGCAACAACAAGCCCUUAUGCAGCAAGCCUUGCUUCAGCAGCAGCAGAUGUACCACCCUGGCAUGCUCGCCGCUGCCAUGUCUCAGAUGGAACCUGUUCCAAGUGGAAAUUUGCCUCCUGGUUUUGAUACUUCUGCAUGCCGUAGUGUUUAUGUAGGAAAUAUUCAUGUAAAUGUCACUGAUAAACUUCUCGCCGAAGUUUUUCAGAGUGCUGGUCCUCUUGCUGGCUGCAAGCUCAUAAGAAAAGAAAAGUCCUCUUAUGGUUUUGUGGACUACCACGAUCGAGCUUCUGCAGCCCUUGCAAUAAUGACAUUGCACGGACGACAACUUUAUGGUCAAGCACUUAAAGUGAAUUGGGCCUAUGCUAAUAGCAGCAGGGAGGAUACAUCAGUCCAGAGGUUACUGAUGCAACUUUAUUUGCUUGCUUCUCAGUCUAUCCUAGUUGUUCUGAUGCAAGGGUUAUGUGGGAUCACAAAACUGGUCGGUCAAAAGGAUAUGGUUUUGUUUCUUUCCGUGAUCAUCAGCUUGUGGUGUUUCCUGCAUCAUACAGGUAAGUGGCUGGGAAAUAGGCAAAUACGAUGCAACUGGGCAACUAAGGGUGCUGGUACUAGCUCCAAUGAAGAGAAGAGCAAUGACAACCAAAAUGCUGUUGUUCUUACAAAUGGAUCUUCAGAUGGAGGUCAAGAUAAUAACAAUGAGGAUGCUCCCGAAAACAAUCCUUCAUACACCACAGUUUAUGUUGGCAACCUUCCUCAUGAUGUAACACAAGCUGAACUGCAUUGCCAAUUCCAUGCACUGGGGGCUGGGGUCAUUGAGGAGGUCCGAGUUCAGAGGGAUAAGGGUUUUGGAUUUGUUAGAUACAACACUCAUGAGGAAGCUGCAUUGGCCAUUCAGGUGGCUAAUGGAAGAAUAAUUCGUGGGAAGAGUAUGAAGUGUUCAUGGGGUAGUAAACCAACUCCACCUGGAACAGCUUCAAAUCCACUACCUCCUCCUGCUCAACCAUAUCAAAUACUUCCGACUGCGGGGAUGAACCAAGGUUAUUCUCCUGCUGAGUUGUUGGCUUAUCAGCGCCAACUGGCCUUGAGUCAGGCUGCUGUAUCCGGUCUUUCAGGCCAAGCUCUUCUGCAAAUGACUGGACAACAUGGCCUAGCUCCUGCAUCAAUGGGCGUAAACUCUGGGGGAUCUCAAGCCAUGUAUGAUGGAUAUACCGCUAAUUCGUCAAGACAGCAGCUUAUGUACUAUCGUUGA